UUUGCUCACAGGGAUUACUUUUACAUACGUUUACCUCAUGAAACUUUGGCCAUGUUUAAUAUGAAAAUCUGACAUUUUGAAAAUAUAACAGAAAAUAAGGGAAAGCAUAACAGGUCCACUCUAAAGGUGCAAUGUGUAAGAAUUUAACAUUAAAAAUUAACAUAAUCAGAUGAAUUAGAAGAAAUAACAGUUAUGAUGUUAUGUCAAAGUCGUCUAUAUAUAGGGUGACAGACACAUUUACUGAAGUUAGCAUGCUAACCAGUUAGCCCCGGCCUGUCCUGUCUCGUAAUACCACUUUGUAUCUCAAAAGGCGAUAGUCCAAUAGUAUCGCUCAGGCCUCCACCUGUAGUUUCAGCUAGAUACUGUAUGGGCGAGUGGAGAGUUCGCUACGUUAAACAAGGUCUCUUAGCUUUUUUAGUCUAAUAAAUAAACAAACAAAAUAAACCCACUCAAAUGUCAAGAAAGGAAAGAUUCUUAUGCAGAUUUUCAUCGUCAAACACAUUCUGAAUUCGAGUCACCUAAAACUGUCUUGUUUAGUAUUUACACUGGUCCAAUAUUCUGGCUCUACACUCUCUCUCUGCCUCUCUAAUGCCCAACCUCCCUCUCACGGCUCUACUGUCCCUGCCUGAACCCGAUGUGUCUUUGAUGUUCCUGGAGUCAGCUUGCUGGUCGGAGGCGCUGUAACCACCUCGGUUUGUGAAGACAAAUACCUAGAGUGUGACUUGCAUUGCUGAUCUUUUGGAAUUUGAGAUAAUGCCCAACAAAGCCCAAGAGGAUGCUGUAAUUAACUUGAAGACAUUGCAGGAGAUUUCCAUGCAGCUUGGUUUUGAGUGGACAGUUUUGGCGUAUGAGCUUGGCUUCAACAGAACUGAAAUAGGGCGGUUCCACAGCAAAUCUACAGAGAAGAGUGUCCAGGCUAAGACCAUGUUGGAAAGCUGGUACAAUGUGUAUGAGAAGUCAUGGGAUAAACCCAAUAAGACCAAGCUGCUGCAAGAUGGACUGGAGCGAGCAGGCAGACGGGACCUGGCUGAGAGGCUGCGCUGCCUCCACUGGGGCCACCAGAAGCUGAGCCGCAGGGUUGAGCUGCCCUCCGCCUUCCCCUUCAUCAUCACAGUUCAUAAGACCAUCCACAACCAAGAUGCACUACGCAGGAUCAAUGACCUCAGCCGUAGAUACACUUAAAGCUGGACAGAAAUGCACAUAGUCGUGGCCAUACCCAUACUUCUUAUCUGACACUCAUAAACUCAGCUACUGAACACUGUGAGUAAUCUGAAAUAAAUGUACUGAAUGUCGCGGAACAAACAAAUGUGAAACAUGAGCCAUGUAA
Molecule: messenger RNA, 1327 nt
Organism: Micropterus dolomieu (smallmouth bass)
Lineage: Eukaryota; Metazoa; Chordata; Actinopteri; Centrarchiformes; Centrarchidae
Exons: 4
Coding region: 754-1182 (142 amino acids)
Biological process (GO): signal transduction
Molecular function (GO): protein binding
Source: RefSeq, a predicted model, not a curated record